GGAAGGUCGGAGGAGAAACCGGGAGCAAGUCGGGCCCUUUGGGCGCCUCCGCGGAGUAUGAAGCAGAGGAAGCAACGAGGAGAGUGAGGAUGCCAAGAAGAGCACUCUGGACAACAGAGAAUGAGAAGCAGCAUUAAAGUGCAGAAUAAGCCAUCAUUCAAAAUAUUUUCCAAUCCCUCUGGAAAGUUUGAAAACUCUUCUUCCUCAGCAGAUGAAAGACAGGGGAAAGAAUAAGAAGAACAACGUUUUGAACUGGAAAAAAUAGAGCACAUGGAACUGAAAAAAAAAACAUUAAAUGAGAAAUCAAGGAGGGUUAUAUUUAAAUAAAAAGUGAACAACUUAAAGUCAGUAGGAAGAAAAGGUUCAAUGUAAAGCCAAAAUUGGCAGCCAUUAAUUAAAGCUUUUGAGGAAGGAAAGAGUGACUUGAACCAAACAACCAGCAGGCAAGAGAUCAGAAAUAUUUUUCACUGCCUCAGGAAUCCAAGCAUAUCAGUGUUGGAAAACCCCCGCAGACUGCAUAAUGUGGGAAAAACCCAGAUUGCAGAUCACAUCUGAUUCUGCACAACAGGAUCUUUGUGGGAAAAGUUUCAGUCAAAAUUCCCACCUGAUGGAACACCAGAUGACACACAUAGGAGACAAACCGUACAAAUGUCCUGUUUGUGGGAAAGGUUUCAGUCUGAAUUCCGACCUAGUGAAACACCAGAGGACUCACACGGGAGAAAAACCUUAUCAGUGCCUGACUUGUGGGAAAAGUUUCCGUUGGAAUUCCCAGCUGGUAGAACACCACAGGACACACACAGAAGAGAAGCCGUAUAAAUGUAAUGAAUGUGGAAAAGAUUUCAAGCAGAGUUCUAAGCUUGUGAUACACCAGAGAACUCACACAGGAGUAAAACCAUUUCAGUGUCCGGAUUGUGGAAAAAGUUUUAGUCGGAAUUCCAACCUGAUGAUACAUCAGAAAACUCACACUGGAGAAAAACCGUAUCAGUGUCUGGAUUGUGGGAAAAACUUCCAGCAGAAUUCUAAGCUUGUGAUACACCAGAGGACUCACACUGGAGAAAAACCAUAUGAGUGUCCAGAUUGUGGGAAAGGUUUCAACUGGAAUUCCGAGUUGGAAGUACACCAGAGGACUCAUACUGGGGAAAAACCAUAUGAGUGUCCAGAUUGUGGGAAAGGUUUCAAUUGGAUUUCUUGGUUGGAAGUGCACCAGAGGACUCACACUGGAGAAAAACCAUAUGAGUGUUUGGAGUGUGGGAAAAGGUUUAGUCAUAAUUCGAACCUGGUGAUACACUGGAGGACUCAUACUGGAGAAAGACCAUAUGAGUGCCCUGAUUGUGGGAAAAGUUUCCAGCAGAAUUCUAAGCUUGUGAUACACCAGAGGACUCACACAGGAGAGAAACCAUAUAAGUGUCCAGAUUGUGGGAAAGGUUUCAGUUGCAAUUCUGACCUGGUGGUACACCAGAAGAUUCACACAGGAGAAAAACCGUAUGAGUGUUUGGAGUGUGGGAAAAGUUUCAUUCAAAAUUCCCACCUUGUGGAACACCGCAAGACUCACACAGGAGAAAAACCAUAUAAGUGUCCAAUUUGUGGGAAAGGUUUCUAUCGGAAUUCUCACAUGAUAGUACACCAGAGGUCUCAUACGGGAGAGAAACCAUUUGAGUGUCUAUUUUGUGGGAAAGGUUUCAUUCAGAAUUCCUAUCUGGUUAAACACCAGAGAAUUCACACAGGAGAAAAACCAUAUGAGUGUCCGGAAUGUGAGAAAAAGUUCAGUCGGAAUUCUGACUUGAUGAUACACUGGCGGACUCACACAGGGGAGAAACCGUAUGAGUGUCCAGAUUGUGGGAAAGCUUUCAGUGUCAGGUCUAGCCUUAUAAAUCAUGUAAGGUUACACACAGGGGAGAAACCAUUCAAGUGUCCAGAUUGUGGGAAGUGUUUCACACAAAAUUCCUCUCUCAUCGCACACAAGAAAUUCCAUAUGAAGCAAAAUUUGAUGUGUGUAGAGGAAUCUUGAAUUUGGUUUCUCUUCUCUCUUUGGAAGCCCAGUUGAUAAAUUAACCAUUUAAUUUCUUGUUUUAUUCUUUUUAGUCAAACAUGUCUCAGUAUCAAACAUGAGGGAGGAAAUCUGAGUUACCUUUCUCUGGAGUUGUGUGGGUGUUCCUUUUCACAGCAUUGAGGGGAAUUGCCAUGCUGGGGCACAGAAAAGGCUCUUAGAUCUUAUUAGGUACAUUUGCCAUCUUGAGUUAUUUCUAAGACAGCAGUGAGUCAGAAGAAGAGUUAGAGCCUGUUCCUAGUGUGCACAUGCGCAGAGCUGCUAGAGAGAAGAACUAAGAAAGCAGGGUCGACUUGAGAGUAAAGCAUACCUGGGAGGUUAUUGGCGCCUCCCAUAGGAAACAAAAGAGGAGCGAAUGGGGAGGGGGCUUUUGCAGGAAAGAAUUCGGUCGGUCGUUGGAAAAGUGGAAAGUUCUGUUCGUGACUCUAAGGGGCUCUGUGCCACAUUUUGCCUUUCCUGCGGUUGGAAAUUAGUUAUCUGGCAGCUUUCCAAUUGAGAUCAGGCGUGUUGAUAGAUAUGCCUCUGAAAGACUGUAUGCAAAGCCGUGCUGAUUGUGAAUGAAUGUAAUUCACAGUCGUGUAAAUAAAAGGGGUUUUACCGGGA
Molecule: messenger RNA, 2650 nt
Organism: Pantherophis guttatus
Lineage: Eukaryota; Metazoa; Chordata; Lepidosauria; Squamata; Colubridae
Biological process (GO): regulation of transcription by RNA polymerase II
Cellular component (GO): nucleus
Molecular function (GO): DNA-binding transcription factor activity, RNA polymerase II-specific
Source: RefSeq, a predicted model, not a curated record